Dicentrarchus labrax (European seabass) is the source of this 2203-nucleotide messenger RNA. RefSeq names its product glycolipid transfer protein domain containing 2b (gene gltpd2b). The coding region runs from base 539 to 1453 and encodes 304 amino acids. Gene Ontology annotation, cellular component: membrane; cytoplasm; cytosol. NCBI's taxonomy places the organism in Eukaryota, Metazoa, Chordata, Actinopteri, Moronidae. The record is from RefSeq and is a predicted model, not a curated record. Gene Ontology annotation, biological process: intermembrane lipid transfer; ceramide transport. The transcript is spliced from 4 exons. Gene Ontology annotation, molecular function: ceramide 1-phosphate transfer activity; ceramide 1-phosphate binding.
GUUUACUCGAACUGACCAGGAAUAUUGCGCAUAUCUAGAAGAUGAAUCUGGAGGAAAGGGUUACUGGCGGACAAGCUGCGUUGGCUAUGCUUUAUCAGCCAGUGGUUGCCCUCGGCUGAUCUCUGGACCCUCAGAUUGAGCAACACAACAAGGCACAGGCAGCUUCCAAACCAGUUAGAAACAAAGGCAGGACAGAGGAGAGACGUGAAUCAGGGAAAGUCAAAGAAAGACUGAAAGAGCCAUAAUAGGCUAAGUUGUAAUAGUGUGGCAAGGGACAGCAGGAGCUAUAAAAUAAGAGUUAAACAUUGAUAGAAUCUCUCUGAGGUGUAACGGUUGAGAGUACCUUUUAUUUAGGGUUUUGGGGAAGAGUAUGAAAGAUUUGAGAGGACAGGAGGGGGGGUCAGAGGCAGGGGUCCGGUAGGAAGUAAUUGUGGUGACAGCCAGUGCAAGGGGACGAGGACUCAUGUGAGACACAGAGGAAUUAAAAUAUAGGGACAAAGAGAAAGAGGGACUGGCAGACCCAAAACUGGACUUCAGAAUGGGUGUUAAAAGCAAGGCUGCUGCAGCUAUCGUAGUCCUGCUGCUGUUCCUCGGCUCCCUGUGGCUCCAGGGAGGUUUGGAUUACCACUGGGAUUCUUGUUUAAAAGGCUAUAAUCAGGAGAACAAGCUUCACCAGCUGUACAACAGCAGCGGGGCCGAUGGGGCUGAUGGGCCGCAGGUCCUGGAGGGGUGCCCUGGUCAGACCUUCCAGGUGUCUCUUCUGGUCUCCCACCUGCUGGCUGCACCAGUUGACACCUCCGACGUGCUGUUGCAUCCGUAUCUGUCCAGCUGGGAUGAGCUUGUGAGAUUUAUGGAAGCUCUUGGCCCAAUGGUGGGACUAAUAUCUAAGGAGAUAGAAAGCAAGACCUCUAUAAUCCGACAACUAGCCCAGUUGGCAGAAAAGAACCCUGAAGAAGAGCUGGGCCUAGAUGUUCACUCAGUAAACACUGUGAAAACAGAGAACAAUCUGGAGGCCUCACAGUACACUGGUGCUUAUCGUUCUGUGCGCUCCAUGAUCUUGGUGGAGCUGAGCCAAGGACUGGUGGACUUUGACCACCAGACGGAUUCUGGAUGCAGGACUCUUCUGCGUCUGCAUCGCGCUCUGCUUUGGCUGAAGCUCUUUCUGGAGAAGCUGGCGGAGACCCCUGUUGCUGGCCGGCUCAGGAGCCCCUCAGAGCUGUGUCGUGAGGCCUACCAGAACACCCUCGCGAACCACCACACCUGGUUUGUACGCAGGGCUGCCGAGCUGGCCUUCAUUGCCAUGCCAGAGCGGGGUUUCUUCUUCAGGCUGGUGUGUGUGCAGAACCAAGAGGAUCUGAGCGUAGUGCUGAACAAAGUGGUUAAGGCCAUUGGAGAAGUUUAUGACAGGACACAGAAAGCCCUGGAGGAAAAUGGCAUGCUGGACUUGCCAUAGUAAAGGGGGCUGUCCGACUGGACGUACAGCUUACACUGUUUUACCAUGUAUUGCACUGCCUCAUGAUAUUCUGGGCAUCACACAUGAACUUGAUUUUUUACUGCUAAAAUUCACACGUGCCAUAUUUUUUCCUCCCAACCAAAGUGCUGUGUCAACAAUCAACUAAUGCUGAAAGUCAGUAUCCUUUCGUCUGUAGAGAUUCCUCAUCAAAUUAUAUGAGAUCACAACUUAGAGGAGGAGGCAGCUGACACAGAUUGUGAAUUAUUUAAGCAGGUGGACACAAUAGCAUGAACACCACACAUCUAAAGUAAUCCAUGGCAACAACCCUGCAGUAAAUAAAGUAUUAGUGAAGCUUAUAAUGUUCUCUAGGCUGUGUCACAGGGGCAGGGAUUUUGUAAUGGAUUGUAUCAGAUUGCACAGUUCAUGUUUUUGUGCCAACCACAAACAAUAUGUGAUUGUUUUUUUUUUGUUUUUUACAUUCAAAUUCUGUUAAAAAUGACUGCUGUUUUAAUUGUACUCUGUGAUUUACUAUGCUACCUCAAAACCGGCUAGGUCUAGAUGCCUUGUAGCCCUAAAAUCUGGGACCAAUCUAUCCUGAUUAGAGAGAUAUUACACGCAAAGAUGUAAUGAACAAAGGACAUCCUCACACUAACUCUGUCAUGAGUGUGGAGUAUUCAUUUUCAGUUUUACACUGUGAGUUUUUGUAUCAUGUUCAGAAUGAUUAAAUAUCUGGGAAAAAAGAAAAAAGAA